AUGAAGGUCCACGAGAUCAAAGACGGUGUUGUACUUCAGAUUGGCGGCGCCAUGCUCAACGAGCAGACAAAGCUGGUGGAUAGCUUUUGGGAACACUGCAGGCCUCUCAUCGAGAAAGGCCCGAAGAAUACCAUAGACUUCGUUCAUUAUUCAGCUAAAGAGUGGGUCUUGCUUCAACUGCACGCGGAGAAUAUACUAAUAUCGUUGGGCUAUGAAGUUUCGAACCAAGUGCUUGAAUUCAGAGUUCUUAAAGGCUUUCAUGGCUUGCAUCAUUAUGCCAAUGAGUUUUGGUUUCAACAUCUUCUUCAGUACGCCAAAUCCGGAGACGUUGUUGAAGACGAAGAACUAGACGAGCCGUUGGAAGAAAUUCGAGAGUUCUGGAAGGAGGAACCUGGCAUCGGUGCUAGAAACUUGAAGUUAGACGACACGACUUCGGUCGACAAGAUCAAUUCCCGGCUGGAAGCUCUAGCUUCGAACCCAGUGGCUCAAUACUUGAAGGACGAGGAGCUCCAGCACGAUCCUACGCAUUUUAGCGAUAUUAGUCAACGCUACCAAAAUAUCGUGCGGACCCUUAUGGACUGCCCUGUGAACACCCCCCCUGAAGGUAUUCACCCUCAAGAGUUGCAUAUGUUCAAGCAGACAUAUCUAGAUUCGGCGUUCAUUUGUCGUUAUCGAGAAUGCCCUCGUUACUCAGACGGCUUCAAAACGUUUGAAGAUCGUGACAGUCAUGAGAAGAAUCAUACAAAGCCUCUACGCUGUGCCGAUCCGAACUGUGAAUUAUUUGCUAGAGGCUUCGCAAAAAAAGCCGCACUCUUAAAACACAAUCGGAGGUAUCAUCCCUCACCAGAGGAAGAAGCACCUCCAGCUUUCGAUCCCAGAAAAUCACCGGAACCACCACUCGUUGUGCCUCCAGCUCCAGCACUGACAUUGGCACCUCCGCCUCCGCCACCUCCGCCACCUCCUCCACGUUAUGAGGUCCCAAAAAACCUCUCCAAUCAUGGUCACCAAGAGUUGGCAUCGACUAGACGCCGUGUUAGCAAGGCGAAGAAGGGACAGAAGGUGCACAACUGCGACCUGUGUGCAAAGGUUAAUAUCACCACGCCUCCAAGGGUCACUAAAGCUGAUUAA
Lachnellula hyalina is the source of this 1128-nucleotide messenger RNA. RefSeq lists its product as uncharacterized. Lineage: Eukaryota; Fungi; Ascomycota; Leotiomycetes; Helotiales; Lachnaceae. The record is from RefSeq and is a predicted model, not a curated record. Bases 1 to 1128 code for a protein of 375 amino acids. The transcript has 3 exons.